CAGUGGGUCCAGCUGAGGGCAGCAGGGUUGAUUAAGGGACCGGAGUAUCUCUCCUGUGAGGGAAGGCUGAGAAAGCUGGGCCUGUUCAGCCACGAGGAAAGAUGGCUGAUAGGGGACCUCAUUAAUGUGUAUAAAUAUCUGAAGGAUGGGUGUCAGAGGAUGGACAAGGGUCUUCUCAGUGCUGCUGAGAAAUAGGACAAGAGGCAGACAAGGCAGAAAGUGAUGCACAGCAAGUUCCACCUGAACAUGAAAGACAACUUCUUCACUGGGCAGGUGACUGUGCACUGGAACAAGUUGCCCAGAGAGGUUGUGGAGUAUCCCUCAGUGGAGAUAUUCCAGAACCUUUUGGACAGAGUCCUGUGCCAUGUGCUCUGGGAUGACCCUGCUCUAGCAGCAAGGUUGGACCAUAUGAGCCACAGCGGUCCCUCCCAGCCUGACCCACUGCGUGACUCUGUGAAUGCAGCUGGUCACUGGUGUCCAUGCAGUGUCCACUACAGCAUGAGAAGGACCCUCCCAAUCACUGCUCUGUUUAUCAGGUCUUUGAAAACGUGGCGAAGAAAUACGAUGUAAUGAAUGAUUCAAUGACCCUAGGAAUUCAUCGGGUGUGGAAGGAUAUCCUCGUGCAUAAAAUGAACCCUUGCCCAGGAACACUCCUCCUGGAUGUUGCUGGGGGAACAGGUGACAUUGCCUUUCGAUUCAUUAAUUAUGUUCGCUCUGUACGACAACGCCAGCUCCAGAGGAAGCUCAAGCACCAUCAGAAUUUGUCAUGGCAGGAAAUUUUUGAGAGUUACCAGAAAGACGAAUUUAACUCACUAGGGAAUUCCCAAGUGGUGGUCUGUGACAUCAACAGGGAAAUGUUAGAAGUUGGGAAACAGAAAGCACAGCAUCUUGGCUACUCUGAAGGCUUGUCCUGGGUACUUGGGAAUGCUGAAGAGUUGCCCUUUGAUGAUGAUAAAUUUGAUGUUUACACAAUUGCCUUUGGAAUCCGAAAUGUAACUCGUAUUGAUUUGGCACUUCAAGAGGCCUAUCGUGUGCUGAAGCCAGGAGGAAGAUUUCUCUGCCUUGAAUUUAGUCACGUCAGCAACCCUCUUCUUUCCAGGCUCUAUGAUCUCUACAGUUUCCAGGUUAUCCCUGUUCUGGGUGAGGUUAUUGCUGGUGACUGGAGGUCUUACCAGUAUCUUGUGGAGAGCAUCCGACAGUUCCCCCCUCAGGAGGAACUGAAGGCAAUGAUAGAAGAUGCAGGCUUUUUCAAAGUGGAUUAUGAGAAUUUAAACUUUGGCAUUGUUGCCAUUCACUCAGGUUUCAAACUGUGAGUCUGUGUAGCAAAACACCAAAGUAUAAUUUUCAUGAGGGAUAUGAAAGCUGUGGAAUUUUCAUGAUACCAAGAGGAAUUCUAAGAAUUUGUGCAGCAGAUACUUGCUCAGCAGCCAGACUCAGAAGAAUACAAGUUACCUCUCCCCACCUGUGGGGUGACUCCAGUGGUGCUUCUUACACUUGCAUUUCCCUUCAAGUGUAAAGGAUAUGACCAAAACUGAGCAAUGCUAACAAGUGAAGCAAGUUGGCAGUGGGUGUGGAUACAGUAAUAGACUGAUUAGUCUCCAAAUAAGAUGCCUUCCUUUUUACUAACCUUUAAGGAGGAUAUUAUACUUGUGAGAAGUAACUUGGAUUUAUGAACUAUGAACUUUUAUGAAGCUGUUAUUAUCUUUGUCAUGUGAAGUUUAAGGAUUUUUUCCCAUGACUCCUUUACUUCUUUCAAAGGCAAAUGGAAGGCUUAUGAAAUAAAAGGGCUCUGCAGCAACUUUUUUCCACUUAA
Messenger RNA from Catharus ustulatus (Swainson's thrush), 1813 nucleotides. RefSeq names its product coenzyme Q5, methyltransferase (gene COQ5). The record is from RefSeq and is a predicted model, not a curated record. Gene Ontology annotation, molecular function: methyltransferase activity. Bases 480 to 1313 code for a protein of 277 amino acids. Lineage: Eukaryota; Metazoa; Chordata; Aves; Passeriformes; Turdidae. Gene Ontology annotation, biological process: ubiquinone biosynthetic process. The transcript is spliced from 7 exons.